CUUAAAAUAUGAUAUUGCUACUUUGUCGAAAAAGUCUAAGCCCGGUCCCUCAAUGCUAAUAAAAUAGAAGCAUUCAUUGAUAUUGUGUUCGGUGCGAACCAACAGUUGAAGCAUAUACUGGAUAUCUUGUAAUCGGACAUUUUUAAAAGUCCAGCAGAUAAGAAUUGGGGCUUUGGAAAAUGAAGGGCUACGGACAGAGAUAAAAAGAGAUCUGGGGUUUCUCUGAAGACCGGGCUGGGUGGCCAAGUUGCCAUCGCCAUGGAAACCGGGAGGGGCGGGGCGGGCAGUAGGAUUGUGACGUCCCCGGGGCGGGGAAGGGGUGGUGACCGGUGACUUGGUUUUCUGUACCCCCAGACCGUGGCCUGAGACAUUCACAGGUUGCUGCUACGUGAACUCGCCUGAGUUCGGCGCUCCGAACUUUCUCGGAGAGAGAUCACCGCCCGCCACCGUGAUGACCUCUCCGUGUCCCCUCCCGGCUCCGGCUGCACGCCAGCCCACCGUCCAUGGCCUCUCCCAAAUAACCAGCAGCCUGUACAUCAGCAACGGCGUGUCGGCCAACAACCAGGGCAUGCUGUCCAGCAACCACAUCACCACGGUCAUCAACGUCUCGGCGGAAGUGGUCAACACCUUCUACCAGGACAUCCAGUACGUCCAGGUGCCGGUGGCUGACGUCCCGAGCUCGCGCCUCUGCGACUUCUUUGACCCGAUCGCUGACCACAUCCACAGCGUCGAGAUGCAGCAGGGCCGCACGCUGCUGCACUGUGCCGCGGGGGUGAGCCGCUCGGCCGCCCUCUGCCUGGCCUACCUCAUGAAGUACCACGCCAUGUCGCUGCUGGACGCCCACGCGUGGACCAAGUGGUGCCGCCCCAUCAUCCGGCCCAACAACGGCUUCUGGGAACAGCUCAUCCACUACGAGUUCAAGCUGUUCAGCAAGAACACCGUCCACAUGGUCAACUCCCCCGUGGGUGUGAUCCCUGACAUCUACGAGAAGGAGGUCCAUGUGAUGAUGCAGAUGUGAGCCGUCCUGGCCAGCCCCGGACACCUGCUGAGGAGGCAACGCCAACAUUGAACCUGAACGUCGAACUUUGAGUUGGGACAGAGAACAAGCGGAUACCGUUUAGAAGGGCAAGGAAAAAGGGAUGGUGUUGGACUUUUUAUCUUUAAAGAAUAAAAUUCAUUGCAUGCAACACGGUGACGA
This is a messenger RNA of Leopardus geoffroyi (Geoffroy's cat), 1198 nucleotides long. RefSeq names its product dual specificity phosphatase 21 (gene DUSP21). The transcript has a single exon. The coding region runs from base 452 to 1018 and encodes 188 amino acids. NCBI's taxonomy places the organism in Eukaryota, Metazoa, Chordata, Mammalia, Carnivora, Felidae. Gene Ontology annotation, biological process: protein dephosphorylation. The record is from RefSeq and is a predicted model, not a curated record. Gene Ontology annotation, molecular function: MAP kinase tyrosine/serine/threonine phosphatase activity.